Kalmanozyma brasiliensis GHG001 is the source of this 1164-nucleotide messenger RNA. Its product is annotated as Peptidase M24, structural domain protein. Bases 1 to 1164 code for a protein of 387 amino acids. NCBI's taxonomy places the organism in Eukaryota, Fungi, Basidiomycota, Ustilaginomycetes, Ustilaginales. The transcript has a single exon. The record is from RefSeq and is a predicted model, not a curated record.
AUGUCGAGUGCUACACAGAAGACGGCGGCUGCGGCACCCGAGGCGGCCAAGGAGGAGAGCUUCAACGACAGCAUCUUGCCCAAGUACAAGGUGGCAGGUGAGAUCUCGGCCAAGGCGAUCAAGGCGGUCAUUGCGGCCGCUGCCGAGGGCAAGACGGUGCUCGAGCUUUGCAACGUCGGCGACAAGGUGCUGGAGGACGAGACGGCGGCGGUGUACAAGGGCAAGAGCAUCGCCAAGGGCAUUGCUUUCCCCACGACCGUGUCGAUCAACCAGGUGGUGUGCAACUACUCGCCCCUGCCAACGGACGAGGAGCAGAUCACGCUCAAGAAGGGCGAUGUGGUCAAGGUGCAGCUCGGAGCGUUCAUCGAUGGACUGCCGGCUAUCACGGCGGAGACGUUCGUCGUUGGAGCGGACGCCUCGAGCCCCGUCACCGGUCGUGCGGCCGAUGCGAUCAAGGCGGCUCUGGUUGCCGCCGACGUCGCCAUCCGCGUCAUGAAGCCCGGCGUGCUCAACACCGAGGUCUCCAAGGAGAUCGAGGCUGCCAUCAAGCAGUUUGGCUGCAAGGCCGUCGAGGGCAUGCAGACCAACCAGUUUGCUCGCAACGAGAUCGACGCCAAGAAGAAGAUCGUCCUCAACGCCGAACCCGGUUCGCGCCCCGAUACGAUCAAGCUCGAGGAGGACGAGAUCUACGGCGUCGACAUCUCGGUCACCACUUCCGCCGAAGGCAAGACCCGCAGCGAUGACAGCAAGACCACCAUCUACCGCAAGACCACCAACACGUACCUGCUCAAGCUCCAGACGUCGCGCAAGGUGCUCGGCGAGAUCCAGAAGAAGGCCGCCUCGUUCCCCUUCAACCUCAAGAGCCUCGAGGAUGUCAGGAGGGCAAGGAUCGGCGUCCAGGAGUGCGCAAAGCACGGUCUGCUGACGCCUUUCCACGUCCUCGAGGACUCGGAUAAGAAGGCCAUCACCGCCCAGAUCUUCUUCACCGUCGCCGUCAACUCCAAGGGCGCCAUCAGGAUCACCCCCGCCCCCACCUGGGCGAACGAGGACAACGUCAAGCCCGACAAGAAGGUCGAGGACGAGAAGAUCAAGGCUCUGCUCUCCACCGCUGUCCGCCAGACAAAGAAGAAGAACAAGCCCGCCGCCGCUGCCGCUUCCGCUUAA